AUGUCCGACCCCAACGAGCAACGAGCGGUCGCUACCGCCUUUGCGCCUCCACCGCCCUUGUGGAAGCAUUUUACUCGCGACAACCUCGAUAAGCUCGACCAGAUCAAGACUGAAGCCUCGAAGAAGAAUGACGGAACUUCCCCCAGUGAAAAGUCGUGGUCACCAGCAGAACUACGUGCUUUAGAUCUUCCGCCUGAGUUGCGCUUCCUAGUGCCGCCCGAGAUCCCCACGGGGGAGUAUACCGUCUUUGGAGAGCCGCAGACACUAUCAACAACUCUGCCAUCCUUGAAAGAUCAAGGCAUUGAGCAGCUUUACCCAGAACCCUCCUCCGAAGCCGACCGAGCCCUCUCCCAGCCUGCCCAACCCCUCAACCACGCCUACUACUUGCUGAAGAUUAGCAAGUCCCUCCUGUUGAACUUCCUCGAGUUUGUCGGCAUCCUCUCCGUAUCGCCUGAGCAGUUCGAGUCCAAGGUGGAAGACCUGCGCAAUCUAUUCAUUAAUGCCCACCAUUUGCUCAACCUGUACCGCCCCCACCAAGCGCGCGAGUCGCUCAUCAUGAUGAUGGAAGAACAGCUGAAGCGCACACGAGAGGAAAUAAAGCAGAUGGACAAGGUCAAAUCAGACAUUGAGAGCUUAAUGGAGCGACUCGAAGCCGAGGGCGGCGGGGUCAAUUCCGCCGAACGGCCUGAGAAUACCACCGAGUCGAAGGUGGCAGCUAAACGCUCAGUUGAGGAUGCACAUUUGGUAUGGGAUCUAUUGGAUAAGGUGAAUUGA
Penicillium cataractarum is the source of this 774-nucleotide messenger RNA. It is a transcript of the gene med7, whose product is annotated as mediator complex subunit MED7. Lineage: Eukaryota; Fungi; Ascomycota; Eurotiomycetes; Eurotiales; Aspergillaceae. Gene Ontology annotation, biological process: regulation of transcription by RNA polymerase II. Gene Ontology annotation, molecular function: transcription coregulator activity. Bases 1 to 774 code for a protein of 257 amino acids. The record is from RefSeq and is a predicted model, not a curated record. The transcript has 2 exons. Gene Ontology annotation, cellular component: core mediator complex; mediator complex.